AUGGGGCAGACUGGGAGCUGCUGUCAGGAGGAGGAGGCCAUCCCAGUGGAAGUGGUUGAGCCUGUGUCGGCCUUCAAAUCGGAGAAGGUCCAGUCGCUUCAAGCAGAAGUCCUGGAGAAGGUCCGGGGCCAGGAUGUGAAGCUGACAGAGCCGGAGCCCAGGCUUUGCCCUUUGGCUGUGGAUGUGCAGCUGGUGCGCGGCCUGCCAUUGCACAGCACUUUGCGGGGCGCCGGGCGUCUCUGGCGCAGGUCACCCCUGGAUAUGCCCGAGAAGCAGCGCGCCGGGCUGUGGGAGAGGUCUCAGCCAGCCGAGUGCCUUGACGUGUUCCUGUCGCAUACCUGGUUGACACCUGGACGCUGGAAAGUGUUGUCGCUGAUGUUACAACUUGGAUGGCGACCUAUGCUGGUGAUCUGGUUGCUGAUGAUGGCAGUUCUUCCGGUGAUGGUCAAAAAUGAGCUCUUGCCCAUGCCCUUCAUUACAGAGCAGGCCAGCCUGGACUUUGAGGGGGAAUGCCCCUGGUUCCCCUGGCUCCUGAUGAGUGGCGCACUGGCUUUGAUUCUGGGCAUGCUGAUGGUCCCGUACAUCCCUGGCCAGCGCACCAUGUGCUUCUUGGAUGUGGCGUGCAUCCACCAAGUCGACCCCGACUUGAUGAAGCGCGGGAUUUACGGACUGGGCGGCUUUCUCAAGUUGUCCAAGGAGCUUCGGGUGCUGUGGAGCCCGCCGUACUUGACUAGACUUUGGUGCGUGUUCGAACUGGCGGCGUACCGCAAAGCGAACCCAAGAGGUAAGAUCACAUUCGCCCCGCUCUUCGUGGAGUCCACGGUGGUUGUGCUGAUUGUUGGGGGGUACCUGGCCUCUGCUUUGCUGCAAGUGCUCUUCGUAUUUCAAGACGUCGUGAGGGUCAACUUAUUUCUCGCCACCUUCCUGGGCUUAGCACCCGUGUACGUCAUGGUCCACAUGAUUCGAAAGUACAACCAGGAGAAGCGUCAGUUGUUUUUGGGCCUGGAGCACUUCGACCUGAAGAGCGCCUUUUGCCGCAACGAGCUGGACAAGGAGUUCAUCUACACGGCCAUCCGUGAAUGGUACGGCAGCGAGGAUGCGUUUAUGGACUACGUGCGGGGCCCCUUGCGCCAGGAGCUCUUAGCCAUGACGUCCAUGGAAGUGUCACUACCCUAUCUUUUGCUCAUGGCCACGGGCCCGAUGAGCUCAAGUACUGACGGCACUGUGGCCCGUUGGAUGGCGCACGCUCCAGCGCAUAGCCUUGUGGCACAUGUGGCUGGCUAUGUGAUCCCGCUGACGGGCCUUUGGUUCAUCGUGAGCAUGAAGUUGGUGCUGAAACUCUGCGACCGCUUUGCGGCACCCUGGCGGAGAUUCGACCACUUGCAGACCUUGGGCAUUUUCCUCGCUUACUGCUUGUUUUUCUGCCUCGGAGCGGCUGUUUCAGAAGUUGUCACUGUACACAGCGUUGAGGCCUCCUGUGUCUGGUUCUUUUUUUCGGUCGUGCUUGCUGCUUUCGUCACCUGCCGCUAUCGCUAG
Effrenium voratum is the source of this 1536-nucleotide messenger RNA. Lineage: Eukaryota; Dinophyceae; Suessiales; Symbiodiniaceae. The record is from the annotation of a GenBank genome assembly.